This is a messenger RNA of Cuscuta campestris, 2511 nucleotides long. Lineage: Eukaryota; Viridiplantae; Streptophyta; Magnoliopsida; Solanales; Convolvulaceae. The record is from the annotation of a GenBank genome assembly.
CGCAAGCAUACAUCCCAAAGGGGACGAAUGGCGGUACCACCUGGUGGGCGGGACUGUUCCAGGUUCUGGUCUACUCGUAGCAAAAACUAAAAGCCCAUUAAUGGGCAGUGAACAAAGAUUGGGCCGAAGACAUCGACAAGCCGGGCAAAACCUGCCACAGUGCCGCCUACUCAUCGCCGUUCGUUGGUUCAUCAUCAUCCUCAUCGUCAAACUCUUCCCCACCCCAUUAAGAGGAAGAAGAGGCCAAGAACUGAGUCGAUCUAGCAUCAACGCACGAAAUGGAAGCAAUAUCAGGAAAGCUUGUCCAACAUUAUCUGGUAGCAGGGUGCUACCAGCGGAACAAAAAGUUCAGUAUUCAAUACCGAAAGGACCAUUUUGACCUUAUUAGGCAUGUCCUUCCUCCACCUUUCGCAGGGAAGUUGGCAUGGAAUAAUGGCAACUCCACCAUGCGACCUCGUGUGUUGUCAAGUUUAAGACAAGGAAAAUUUUACUGCAGUGCUGUACCGUCUAACACGGAUGUCCUUUCUGGCAAAAAGAUGGAUUUUUAUAAGCUUCAAAAUGGAAGUGAUAUCCGUGGUGUCGCUGUAGCGGGAGUUGAGGGAGAAGAUGUUAACCUCACAGAUGCUGUUACAGAAGCAAUAGCAGCAGCAUUUGCUGCGUGGUUGCUGGAGAAGAAGAGACACAGUGGCUCUAGAUCUCUGAGAGUAUCCGUUGGUCAUGAUUCACGAAUUUCAGCCAAACAGUUGCAGGAUGCUGUUUCUAGAGGACUUGCCCGCGCAGGCGCUGAUGUCAUCCAAUAUGGAUUAGCUUCAACACCAGCCAUGUUCUAUAGCACUCUUACAGAAAAUGAAGACUUAUGGUGUCCUGCUGAUGGAUCAAUCAUGAUAACUGCAAGCCAUCUUCCUUACAAUAGGAAUGGGUUUAAAUUUUUCACGAAUGCCGGAGGGCUGGGAAAAUCGGACAUCAAGGACAUCCUCACGCGUGCUGCAAAUACAUACAGAAAGGUUGCAGAUGAGCAAGAACAGAAAUCACAUGUCCUUUUCAAAAGGGUUGAUUACAUGUCUGUUUACACGUCUAAUCUUGUAGCAGCUGUUCGCAAAGCUGUUGGCGGUGUAGAAAAGCCGUUGGAGGGAUUCCAUAUAGUUGUUGAUGCAGGGAAUGGUGCUGGAGGAUUCUUCACUGAAAAAGUUCUUGAGCCUUUGGGUGCCAUUACUUCUGGGAGUCAGUUCCUAGAGCCAGAUGGUAUGUUUCCAAACCACAUUCCUAACCCAGAGGAUAAGACAGCCAUGAAAGCCAUAACUCAGGCUGUACUGGAAAAUAAGGCUGAUUUAGGCAUCAUCUUUGAUACAGAUGUUGACAGGUCUGCUGCUGUUGAUUCGAGUGGUCGCGAGUUCAACCGGAACCGCUUGAUUGCCUUGAUGUCUGCCAUUGUUUUGGAGGAGCAUCCUGGGACAACCAUCGUGACCGAUAGUGUGACCUCAGACGGCUUGACAGCGUUCAUUGAAAAGAAACUAGGGGGGAAGCACCACAGGUUCAAAAGAGGGUACAAGAAUGUCAUUGAUGAAGCUAUUCGAUUGAACUCCGUUGGCGAGGAAUCACAUCUGGCUAUUGAAACUAGUGGACAUGGCGCUCUCAAGGAGAAUCAUUGGCUUGACGAUGGGGCAUAUCUCAUGGUUAAGCUUCUGAAUAAGCUUGCAUUGGCAAAGGCAUCCGGAAAAGGGCACGGCAGUGAGGUCUUGACUGACUUGGUAGAGGGCCUUGAGGAACACGCUGUAGCGGUUGAACUCAGGCUAAAAAUCGACCAGUAUCAUUCAGAUCUUAAAGGAGGGUCCUUCCGCGAGUAUGGGGAGGCUGUUCUUGAACAUUUGGAGACUGCGAUAGACUCUGACGUGAACCUUCAGAAGGCUCUUGUUAACUACGAAGGGGUUAGGGCUUCUGGGUUUGGGGGAUGGUUCCUUUUGAGGCUCUCACUUCAUGACCCUGUCUUGCCUCUUAACAUUGAGGCAACGAGCAACGAGGAAGCUGCAAAGCUCGGGCGUUUUGUUUAUGAUGCCGUGAAAGAAUUCGGGGCUCUUGAUACCUCAGCAGUUGCGAAAUUCAUCGGAGUUUGAGAAGUUGUAGCGAGGAUACCUUACAUUGAAUAGUAAAAAAUUAAAAAAUAAUGUGCACUUGAAAGAAUAAAUGUUACCUUGUUGAAAUAAAUUGUUAUUGUACUGUACUAAUUGUUGAGAUUUUUUUUAGUUCAUCUUGAGGGGGGAUGUUAGACAAUAAUAAUAGUAUUACUUGUGGUAGUAUUGGUUGUGGUAGUGUUUCAUUAUUAGUCAGCUUCCUAAUCCUAUUUGUGGUAGAUGUUGUAUGUUAGUUAGUUUCUAUUCUAUAUUCCUAGUUGUGUUAGGAGUCUCUCCUAUAUAUACUCUAUCAUGUACUUCAUAAUUCAAAAGAGCAAUAUUAUUAUUCCAAUAUUUCGACAUUUAUUAAUUUAUUUUAUUAAAAGAAAGUGAAACAUAAUUU